GUUCGCUACACCCUCAAAACAAAAGCGUACAACGCAGUUUUUCGUCAAAUUAUGUCACAUUUUACAAAAUUGCUCCGUAAAUUACGUUGUAACACGAGAGACUUUCUAUGUGCCGACAGUCCGCGGUCCGGUUAAAGUUUACCACCGACAUAAUUUGUACUUUAUUCUUUUCGCUUGAGCCACUUUGCUAACGUUUGUAGCAGGCUGAGGAGUUAGCAUAAACAGCUAAUGUUGCUGUAACUUGAGGUGGAUAAGGGUUCACAGCAAGACUGAGCCAAAGGCGACUUUGAAUGUAAGUGGACGAGUGUUCAUACACAGAGGACGAUGCCUCGCCUGCAGUCUGGUGUCUGGAAGCACUUCACCCCAGCUAUCAAAGAUGGUAGGGAAACCUUCAUGUGCAACUACUGUUUAAAGACAUACACAAAGAAUGCUACCAAGAUGCAGAUGCAUUUGGACAAAUGCAAGGAGUACUCUGUGGUUUCGCAGCAGUCACCAGGCCGAGAUGGGAGCUCCUCUGCCUCCAUUCCUGUUCCCUCCCUCUCUUUCUUACCAUCUGCUUCUCCAGGGGGACAGUUCCUCAUUGAUUCGGUGGAUCAGCGCAGCCAGGCAUUUGCCGACGAGUGCCUAGCAAGAGCUGUGUAUGCCACUUUGUCGCCCUUAACUCUCGCAGACAAUAUUUAUUGGAAAAGAUUUUUCAGCGUGCUCAGGCCUGCUUACUGUCCGCCCACCAGAGAGGCCUUGUCCUCUUCUCUACUGGACUGCGAGUAUGACAGAGUGCAAAGCCAGGUUCAUGAGGCCAUUGGAAAAGCAGACUGUGUCACCAUCAUCUGCAGUGGCUGGUCUAAUGUAAAAGAAACUGGAACUAUCCUUUUUUCUGUCGCAACUCCUGUACCGUUUUUCUACAAAUGUACAACGGUAAAGGAGCAGACACACACAAGCACUUAUAUUGCUGAGGAGCUGAAAGAUGUUAUAAAUGAAGUGGGACCACAAAAAGUGUUUGCUGUUGUCACUGACGACGCCCCAGAAAUGAUGACGGCUUGGACUCAAGUAGAAAAGGCAUUCCCACACAUAUCAGCUAUUGGCUGCACAUCGUGUGGAAUCCAACAGCUCUUCGAUGACAUAGUUUCAACACCAUCUAUGAGGGCUGUGUGCAGGAGAGCUGAGCAGGUGGUGAGAUAUGUCACAGAGCAAAAAAUCUUAGCAGAGACCUUUAAAUGCUGGCAGACUACAAAGAUAAGAAAUCACACUGCUAGUGGGACGACAUUGACACUGCCUGUUAACUCUGACUGGACUGGUGUGGUUAACAUGUUCAACAGCCUCCUGGAGGGUCAGAACACGCUACAAAAGAUGGCUGCUUCACCCACACUUAACAUUGAAACAUCUAUCAGGGUCAGGAUACAAGAUGCUUCAUUUUGGAAAGAGUUAAGCAGCAGUCGAAACCUGCUCUACUUGAUUGGGAAUUACAUUGAUUACAUGAAGAGAGAAGACGCUGUGUUAUCCGGUGUAGUUGACAUGUUCAGUCAGUUAAGACACCACAUCGGAGCUAUGCUGUCCAGGUCUGUGCUGCACGGUGCUGAACAGAAAGCCGUCAUGGCAUCAUUAGACAGGUGUCAGGAGUUUUGCGUAAAGCCCAUCCACGCAGCAGCGUAUAUGCUGGAUCCACAGCAUGUUGGACAGCAGACACUCUCUGGGGAGCAGAUAAACAGCGCUUACUAUGUGAUUUCCAACCUGUCACACCAUCUAAAUCUUGAUGAGGGUAAAGUGCUUGGCAGCUUUGCCAGAUUCUCAGCCAAGCAGGGAUUAUGGAAGGGUGCCGGGAUAUGGAGCUCAUGCCAGCACGUGUCAGCAUCCACCUGGUGGAAAGGGCUGUGUUCCUCUGAGCCGCUGUCCGCUGUGGCCUUUGCUAUACUUCAGAUCCCACCGACAACAGGUGCCUGCGAGCGCCUGCGGUCACGCUUUUGCAGUACAAAGGUGCAAGGUUCUCUCUCAGCUGACAGGGUGCAAAAACUGGUGGCAGUACAGACAAAUCUCAACCUUAUAGAGCCAAGUGAAUGUGACUAUGCUCAGCUGGAGAGUGAGGAAGAGAAGAAAGUAUCAUUUCAAUCUGAGACUCAGUAGUAAGACAAAAUGAGAUAUCUGAAGCCAUGUAGGGCAGACAGCAUGAACUGUGAUUCUCAUUCCUUGUGAAGGAAAUAUAUUAAGAAAUAGCCUUACAAGUCAGCAAAAUACAGACAAAUAAAUCCGGUUUGUCAGAUUAAAUGUAAAUUUCCUCUGAGAUGUCUGAACUUGCACUGUGCUCUUAUUCCUCUCUUCACUCCAAGGCCUUGUAAAAUAAAAAUGAAAUGAGUAAUGAGUGACAGAA
Epinephelus lanceolatus (giant grouper) is the source of this 2362-nucleotide messenger RNA. RefSeq lists its product as uncharacterized. Lineage: Eukaryota; Metazoa; Chordata; Actinopteri; Perciformes; Serranidae. The record is from RefSeq and is a predicted model, not a curated record. Gene Ontology annotation, molecular function: DNA binding.